AUGCCCUCACCACGGAUCAAAGAACCUCGCAUGGUUCCCUCCACCUUCCUUCCCCCCCAACCCCCACCGCAGGCCCCACUACGGACCGGAAGCCGCGGAGCUUCCGCCCGACACACCUGGGGGCGGCCAUGUUGUUGUACGGAACGCGCCCCGGGGGCCACGAACCGGAAGUGCCGAGCGACCCGCCCACCCGGGACGCGGCUCGCAGCGCCCAGGCGCCCGAGGGGGCGGGGCUCGGGGAGACCGGGCGCGCCAUGUUGCCGUACGGCACCGGCCUGGCCCGCAGGGCUCUUCCUCGGCGGAGGCGUGGAGCUCUUUGAACCUGGAGCUUCCCGAAACCACUCGACUACUCAGGAACUCCCUGCCUCGGGCCUCCCCGACGCCGUCUGGUCGAGCCCCCACCCCCACCCCGCGGGGUACCUCGGAGCUGGGCUCUCUCCAGCUGUGCAGGGCUCCAGGGGACGACAUAAAAGACUUUGCUCUCCUGCCCCGGGUUGGUGCAAAGCCUGGCACUCGCUACUGUGCGAGCCUCGGGCCUGGUUUCCCCGCCCGGUGGCCUGCGCUCGCCCUUCCCCUCCAGAGGGGCGCGCACCUGGAGGCCGCCCACCAGCCCCGGCUCUAUGGCCAGGCGCUUGCACACGCGCGUACAAACGAGCACAGCCUGCUGCGCCAGUGAGGCCGCGCAGCAGACGUGACAAUUGGAGGUCCCACCGAGAUCGUGAAAGGUCUCUGUGA
Mesocricetus auratus (golden hamster) is the source of this 735-nucleotide messenger RNA. RefSeq names its product translation initiation factor IF-2-like. Bases 1 to 735 code for a protein of 244 amino acids. Lineage: Eukaryota; Metazoa; Chordata; Mammalia; Rodentia; Cricetidae. The transcript is spliced from 3 exons. The record is from RefSeq and is a predicted model, not a curated record.